Staurois parvus is the source of this 637-nucleotide messenger RNA. Lineage: Eukaryota; Metazoa; Chordata; Amphibia; Anura; Ranidae. The record is from the annotation of a GenBank genome assembly.
CUGGACACUGGUAUGGCACAUGACAGUGAUCAGGGUGCUGGUAUGGCAGUGAUCAGGACAUUAGCAUGAGGUAUAGCGGUGAUCAGGACGCUGGUAUGGCAUAUGGGGGUGAUCAGGAUGCUGGUGUGGGGUAUGGCAGUGAUCAGGACAUUAGCAUGAGGUAUGGUGGUUAUCAGGAUGCUAGUAUGGCAGUAGCCAGGAUGCUGUUAUGCAGUAUGGGGGUGAUCAGGAUGCUGGUAUGGGGUAUGGCUGUGAUCAGGAUGCUGGUAUAGGGUAUGGUGGUGAUCAGAGCACUGGUAUGGGGUAUGGCAGUCAUCAGAAUGCUGGUAUGGGGUAUGGUGGUGAUCAAGGUGAUGGUAUUGGGUAUAGCAGUGAUCAGGAUGCUGGUGUGGGGUAUGGCAGUGAUCAGGACGCUGGUAUGGCAUAUGGGGUGAUCAGGAUGGUGGUAUGGGGCAUGGCGAUGAUCAGGAUGCUGGUAUGGCGGUGAUCAGGAUGCUGGUAUGUGGUAUGGUGGUGAUCAGGAUGCUUUAUGGGGUAUGAUGGUGAUCAGGGCACUGGUAUGCUGUAUGGAGGUGAUCAGGGUGCUGUUAUGGCAUAUGGCAGUGAUCAGGGUGUUGGUUUGGCCUAUGGCAGUGAU